GGACUUGGAGCUACGACCUUUGCGACAAGAGGCCCUGCGAGCCAGCGAACCUCGGCAUGAAGCCGAAGCCCUCCGAGCGCGCGGAUCUUGACACCGAGAGACACCCGGAGCUGAGCAACAACAACACCCUGAUCAGCUACGGCUCUUAUUGCGACACAUGGAAGAAGACGGAUAAGCUGAUGUGGGCCUACGUGGGGUUUGACACCACUUGCGUCGAGCGCACGCGCAAGCUGGUGCCGAAGAACGGGGACUUCCCUCCCGGUCUGCCUUACAUGUUCCAGUCCUGGACGGCCUGCACGGGCAACAAGCUUUGGGACACCAAGCGCCCGGACGGCACCGUGGGGGCGCUCUACGACGUGAAGGUGAAGUGCAUGUGGUACCAGACCGUUCUGGAGUGCUUCAUCAUUGCGGACUUGAUGUUCACAGUGCCCAUGAUGGUGAUCAUGUACUACUUCAUCGCCAAUCGUUGUGCCGACAACUUCGAGGUGGAGGAGCACUUUGUGCCUGUGGACACCGAAUCGGAGUCCGAGUCCGAGGACGAGGCGAAAGAGGCAACCACACCUCCUGCUCCUGCUCCUGCUCCUGCUGCGAAGGCAGCCGCCAAGUGAGCGAUGGCCUUUUUUUCGGGGAAAAAGACGGAGCGCGGGAGCGUGUGUGUGUGUUUUGUUCCACGGUUGCCCUCCUUGAGGUGUUGCCUACACCCAUGGAGAUCCAAUUCUUUGAGACCCC
Messenger RNA from Effrenium voratum, 729 nucleotides. Lineage: Eukaryota; Dinophyceae; Suessiales; Symbiodiniaceae. The record is from the annotation of a GenBank genome assembly.